CCAGCCCACUCAGCUGGUGGACCGUGGGGACGCGGCUUCCUUCCGAUGUGCUAAGCGUGGCCGGAAGUGCUGUUUUUUUUGUGGCUCCGGCUGUAAAGGGGCGGCGGUAGCGGCUUCGCUGGGCUUGCGGGGGUGCUGUGGUUCUCGCAGCUACGCAGGGAUUCAACUACCACCAUGUCAAGCAAAAAAGCCAAGACCAAGACCACCAAGAAGCGCCCUCAGCGCGCGACGUCCAAUGUCUUCGCCAUGUUCGACCAGUCGCAGAUCCAGGAGUUCAAGGAGGCCUUCAACAUGAUCGACCAGAACCGAGACGGCUUCAUCGACAAGGAGGACCUGCACGACAUGCUGGCCUCGCUGGGGAAAAACCCAACUGAUGAAUACCUGGACGCCAUGAUGAACGAGGCCCCGGGCCCCAUCAACUUCACCAUGUUCCUCACCAUGUUCGGCGAGAAGCUGAAUGGCACGGACCCGGAGGACGUGAUCAGGAACGCCUUCGCCUGCUUCGACGAGGAGGCCACAGGCACCAUCCAGGAGGAUUACCUGCGCGAGCUGCUCACCACCAUGGGCGACCGCUUCACGGACGAGGAGGUGGACGAGCUGUACCGAGAGGCGCCCAUCGACAAGAGGGGCAACUUCAACUACAUCGAGUUCACGCGCAUCCUCAAGCACGGGGCCAAGGACAAGGACGACUGAGCAGAGCUGCGAGUGCCCUCUGCACGCUCCUUGUUGCCACUUUGAGUAUUGCUGAGAUUCUUCUUAGAGCCUGUUGCAUGCCUGUAGCUUGACAGCUUUCGCCUCUUUGUUUUGUAUUUAUUCUCGGCCAUUUUGGGGCACUUGUAUCUUUAUAAUCAGACUGGAAGUGGGACUUUUUGUCAUUUUCAGAAUAGAAGAUCGGGUAAUUUAACUUACCGGUGGUCCUUUUCCCCCAUAACUGCAGUCUACAAAGAGUCAAUAUAUUUUUUCAGAGAAAGUUAUUCACUCAAUUUUUUCUGAACCAUAAUUAAACUUUAUGAUAAAA
Fukomys damarensis (Damara mole-rat) is the source of this 1018-nucleotide messenger RNA. Its product is annotated as myosin regulatory light polypeptide 9. Gene Ontology annotation, molecular function: calcium ion binding. The record is from RefSeq and is a predicted model, not a curated record. The transcript has 4 exons. Lineage: Eukaryota; Metazoa; Chordata; Mammalia; Rodentia; Bathyergidae. Bases 175 to 693 code for a protein of 172 amino acids. Gene Ontology annotation, cellular component: cytoplasm.